Molecule: messenger RNA, 7250 nt
Organism: Bicyclus anynana (squinting bush brown)
Lineage: Eukaryota; Metazoa; Arthropoda; Insecta; Lepidoptera; Nymphalidae
Product: kelch-like protein 5
Exons: 10
Coding region: 188-2014 (608 amino acids)
Molecular function (GO): protein binding
Source: RefSeq, a predicted model, not a curated record
CUUCAUUUGUCGUCUGUGCUCAGAGCCGUACACCCAGAUAAAAAAAUGAUUUGUCGUUGUUUUCAGUCAGUAAUUUUUUUUCAAUUUUCGAGUUCAUUGUUAUUUUAGUUGUAAAAAAUAUUUUGCUUGUAAACAUCUACAUUUGAUAAAUAAAAGAACUCGGAAAAUUAGUUUAUACUGAAUAAAAAUGUCAAACUGUGACGUUAAAAAGCCGGAGACGGCGAAAGACAACGUAUCAACUAAUUCUAUUGACGAAGGAUUGCCUCGAGAGUUAAGCCAACUAAGCCUUUCAAGUGGAUCUAAUCCAGAUGAAUACCAUUGUAACAAAGGUCAUUCCGAAACCACAAUGAAAAAUAUUUACGGAUAUUACCAGGCGCAAAAACUUUGCGAUAUAGCAUUACUUGCCGAUGGAUGCAGGAUACCAGCACACAAAGUUGUUCUAGCAUCAUGCAGCGAGUACUUUGCAGCCAUGUUCACAGGCUCAAUGAAGGAAUCUGAAUUACCAGAAAUAACUUUAAAGGUUGACGCUCAGACACUUCGUUCACUUGUUCAUUACUGCUAUACAGGCAUUAUUGAACUAAGUGAAGAAACAGUUGAGGUGCUCCUCUCGACCUCCUGCCUACUCCAACUGCAUGCAGUAACAAAAGCUUGUUGUGAUUUCCUAGAAAAACAGCUGGAUCCGUGCAAUUGUUUAGGAAUUGCAUUGUUUGCUGAACAACAGUCCUGCAUGAGUUUGCACAAAAGCGCUGUGGAUUAUACCCACCAACAUUUUAUGCAGGUUGUUAAGCACCAGGAGUUCCUAACCUUGCAGACAGAACAGAUGACAGAGUUGCUCAAAUCAGAUGAUCUCAAUGUAGAGACUGAGGAAACUGUGUUUGAAAGUCUUAUGACAUGGGUGAAGCAUGACAAUGCUAAUAGAGAUAAGAGUUUGCCAGAGUUGCUCAAGUUGGUGAAGCUGCCACUACUCUCGUCAGAGUACUUGAUAGACAAAGUGGAACUAGUGUGUGGCAAUGUUCCCGAGUGCCAGCCGCUUAUAAUGGAGGCAGUGAAGUGGCACCUGCUGCCGGACCGGCGGGCGCUUUUGUUCUCACACAGAACCAGGCCGAGGACCUCCACCAUUGGAAGACUUCUGGCCAUAGGAGGCAUGGAUGGUUACAAGGGCGCCAGCAACAUGGAAAUGUAUGACCCUCGUACAAACUCAUGGACGCCAUUUAUGAGAAUGGGCGCUAGGCGGUUGCAGUUCGGAGUAGCAGUGAUGCAAAAUAAACUCAUUGUUGUUGGUGGCAGGGAUGGACUGAAAACACUAAAUACGGUGGAGUGUUUUGACCUGACGUCCCUGAGCUGGAGCACUCUUGCGCCCAUGAACACGCACCGGCACGGGCUGGGCGUGGCCGUGCUGGGCGACGGGCCCAACUCGCCCAUCUACGCCGUGGGCGGACACGACGGGUGGAUCUAUCUCAAUUCUGUUGAAAGAUGGGACGCGUGCUCGCGCUCGUGGACGAUAGUAGCGCCCAUGGUGGGCGCGCGCAGCACGUGCGGUGUGGCAGCGCUGCGUGGGCGACUGUACGCCGUGGGCGGGCGCGACGGUGGCGCGUGUCUGCGCUCCGUCGAGUGCUACGACCCCGCCACCAACCACUGGACCAACUGCGCGCCCAUGACGCGUCGGCGCGGCGGCGUCAGCGUGUGCGCGGCGAGCGGCUACCUGUACGCGCUGGGCGGGCACGAUGCACCGGCCAACUCGGCGGGCGGGCGCCUGCCGUGCGUGGAGCGCUACGACCCCGCCAGCGACGCGUGGGUGCUGCUCGCGCGCCUGUGCUACGGCCGCGACGCCAUCGGCAGCUGCCUGCUCGGCGACCGCAUCGUCGCCGUCGGCGGUUACGACGGCGUGCAAUACCUGUGCGUGGUGGAGGUGUACGACUCGGAGAGCGACACGUGGCGCAAGCUUGCUCCGCUGAGCACGGGCCGCGCGGGCGCCGCCGUGGUGGCCGUGCCGCCGCCGCGCAACCUGUUCUGAUACGCGGCCCACCAGCUCGUCGUGUACCUGCGGGUGUGAGGUGCGCUCGUGGUCGCUUCUGAUACACACUCAGACCCAGUGGCGUAACUAGGGUAUGCACUAUAAGUAAAAUUUCUUGUCCAACUAUGUAUUCUGUGGCCCAACAUAGGUUUGUAUUGAGCCCUUAGGGUAGGCAGUACAUUUUUGCGUCUAUGAAGUGCACGCCACUGCUCAGACCAAUUACCUUUGGACUUGUAUUGCACUCAAAUUCACUAACAAAAUUGUCUGUCGUUUUUUGAGGGAAACGAGGCACGAGGCACUCACACACCGAAAAUAUUUAACACCAAUAAAUAAAUCCUGUGUCCUUACGCUACACACAACUAUAAAUUUCAAUCGUAAUACACACGUGUAAUGUUAACACAAUGAAACAUCGAUUCUAUAGACACAAUUUGUAUUAGAUCUUGAUCAUGUACUUUUGACAGAGGGACGUCUAGGGAGGCACGUCCUAAGGUAAUAAGGUCUGAGGAUAUGCAGGUCUGAAGACAAGAAUUGCGUUUGCACUAACUUAACAACUUGUACAUAAUGGCGAAUGAUUGUACGACGGCGUAUAAGUAUCAGUUCUACGUCAUCAUACACUAAACAAUGAAGCGGAAUGGAAUUGAAUGAAAUGGGCUCUAGAACGGAAUAUACAUCAUAGUUUUAUAGAGUAGUUUACUUGUGUUAUAUGAUGAAAUAAAUAAAAUUUAUCAAACUUGACUAGCUAUAAAUGCCCUAUCGAGGUUUCUUAUCAUGCUUGUUCUUGUAAAACCUUAGCCUCAUAUGUGAGGCCACCUGUACCCUGAGUAAGCGCGAUACCCCAUUAGUGCGUUGCGUUGCAGCCUCAGAGAGGACUGACGUUGCCAUGACGCACGACGUCGUAGUGCAAGAGGACUAGGAACGCACCGAGUCAGUCUCAAUAAUGGAUCGAAACAAAUGAAAAAAUGUCCGUCGUAGCAAAGAAACUCCGUUGAAGCAACGCUUUAAUGUGGCAUGUGAUUAAUAGUUAUUUAUGCCACUGUCAUGUAAUGAGCAUUGUAGCAUGAGUGAUUUUUUUGCAAUGAGGCAAAGCUGAAUUGCACAAUAGAGAACGAGUUCUACAAUGGGUAAUUACGUGCAGUGGCAUACAAUAUUUUUUCUAUAAACAAGAUAAACGGAACUUGGUAAAUCUAUAUUUCUAUACUAAUAUUAUAAAUAGUAAAAAUAUUGUGUUUGAUUGCAUUGAAUAGGCUCUGAAACUACUUAAAUGAUUUGAAAAAUUCUUUCACCUGUUGGUAAGCUACACUAUCCCUGAGUGCUAUAGACUACAUUCUAUACCCGUAUUCCUACAGGAACGGAAACCACGCGGGUGAAACCGCGUGGCGUCUGCUAGUAAUAUAUAAUUGGUUAUUGGGCAAGGCCUCCUCGAUUUUUUAUUAACAACGUGCUAAUUGGGCAUAGCUCUAAUUUGUAUCACACUUUACACGAACAAGCUAAUAAUUAGGAACCUCGAAUGGUUACGAUACUAGUAAGGCAUAUUGGCAACUUCACAUAGAUUUAUUUCAUAGUAAAGUAAUUCGCCAACGAUACUAUAAAUUCUAUAAUAGGUACUUUCUACUUUGUGUGUAUUUACUCGUAAUAUCACUGAUAGUGUUUGGUUUUUAUUGUAUUUACUAGAUUUACAAUACAAAUAAUAAUCGAACUUUUAAAUGUAAAAUAUUUGUAUACUUUGACAUUGCAGUAGUCCCAAAGUAAAGGAAGACGUUUUAGAACAUUUUAUACCUAAUUCCGGAGUAUUUUUAUAGUGACUUUCUUAUUUACCGAUAUUGUAUUUGAUUUUAUUUCUUAGUAUAUUUAUUCUGUUUUGUGUUUGUCUGUCUUACUAUUACAACCUAAGCCAUCACAAAAUAGAAUAUACAGGGUGUCCCAUAAUUAAUGGCUAAAACUCAAAUGGUAGAAACACUAAUAUAAUUUUCUAAAACUAAUUUUUAAUAGUUUUCCAAAAAUCCCAAGACCAAGGUUUUUUUCGGAUUUUUCAAAUUUUUCCAUCUUGAAUCAGUUUUUCAAUGCCGUAUCUGCAGUAAUUAAGGUUUUAAACAUUACUUAUUAGAGUACCAAUGUAUUAUACCUAAUACUAUUUUUAUAAAUAACGUUUUAUUUGUUUUGUAGCUUUGAGUGCAAUAAUUGUUUUUUUCUUUCAUUAAUAUGACCCGAUUAAAAAAUGUCCUGUAAAAAGUUUAAAAACUUGUACAUUUAUCGAGGUUUGUAAAUUGGUAUAAAACUUGUAUUUACUCUUGUAGUUGCAAAGUUGCUAGUAAAAAUGUAUGGGAGGUGAUGAAUUUUCAAUACACGCAAACAUUUUUAAAGUGUGCAUAUUCCAACUUUUUUCCUCAAAAAUAAAAUAUAGUUUGGCCACCCUAGAGAUUUUUGGAAAACUAUAUCAAAUUAGUUUCAGAUAUCCAAUAAUUACAGGACACCCUGUACAUGCCUUAUGUUAUGUUAUAUAAUGAAAUAUUACAUAACAUACUUGUAAUAUACUGCUUUUGAAAUUCGAGAAGCUUAUGUUGAUCUCAUCCUUUUUUAUUAAACGAACUGUUCUAUUAUAGUAUUUAAUUUUAUUAUUUUAUCGCUUAAUUUCAAUGCUUUUUAAAAAAAUAUGGACUAUUUCAAAGACUGUUUAUUUUUAUUUUAUUAUUUUUAAGUAUCAAUGUGUUUUUUUUUAUGUUUUUUGAACUUGCUUCUUUAUAAAUUUUGUGAUAAUGCCUACAAUCCAAUUCUCUUUGAAAUUGCAUGAGCUAAUAAUUUUUUUCUAUACUAUAAAGAUCUCAAUAUUAUUCAGCCUAUGUAAAAAUAAGGAUGAAAGAAUAUUUUUUUAAGUUUUCCUAUUCAUCUGUCAAUUCCAAAAAUAUGUGAUGUUAAAUUAAUUAAGAGGCUCACGAAACGCAAAUAUUUUUUUAGGUCAAUAUCAGACAGUAUUAUUAAAAUUUAUUACAUAAGAAUGAGAUAAAACUUUUUGGGAGUGUUCUGUGAUGUUAGUGAUAGAAAACGCUAGAUUAUAAUGGCUUCUUAUGGGCAGUGCUAUAAAAACGCUUCAUAACUAUGGGUAUUGUAUUUUUUAAGGGUAAUAGGGUAAGGUAGGGUUGGGACAGUUCUGUCCCAAAUGGAAAGUUGAAAAAGUGUCCCGCUAUGUAGUAAAUAAAAAUUCAAAAAGACGCUAAACUAUAGAUAAAGGGUAAGUAGAACGAUUAUGAACUAUUUAAGAACAUUAAAAAAAAGUGUCAACUAGUCUAUUAAAUGACCUGGAAAAGAUGGCGCUUUAUGUAACAGGGCCUGUAGCCAUAUGGCACGUCGAUUCUCUUUCUACAAACGCUAACUCUUCGAAAACUAAAAAAAUGUAUCGGUAUGAAAGUUAGUUAGGAAAGUCACGUGAUCAAGUUGUCGAUCGGAUCUGUCGUUCCCAUACAUUUUUUUAGUUUUCCGAAUCGUUAGCGUUUGUAGAAAUAUAAUCGACGUGCCACAUGGCUACAGGCCCUGUUUUUACAACUCUGUAGUGUGAAUUUCAAAUUGGUCUCUAUCUCUGUAUUAAAUAAGACAUACACGAUAUUAAAUAAAAUAAACAGACUAAAAUGUGGAACUCACAUUGUCCGUGUAUACAGUUAAAAUUAAAAAAAAGCAAUUAAUUUAAAAAGUCUUUGGCGAAAAAUGAAUGAGAAAUUUUGAUACGUUCCUGGGCGGGAAUAGGUCAUAAACUCAUGAAUUUUUGAACUCUUUUAUUUUACACUCUAGCUGUUUUUUGCAGCCUCAAAUGAUGGACGCUUUUUCAAAUAUACUGUUCUCCUUAACUGAACCCUCCAUGUUUCUAUGGUUUACAAAAAAUUGUGGGUGUACCUGUAACUUUAAUGUUUACAUUGAAAUAGUAGUAAAGGAGAUGGUCCAAAAUUGUAUGGACCCCAGGAUCAGUUAUUGUACCCUGACGGAAAUAUAUAUUUUUUUAAACUAUUUUUGAUUAUACAAAUCUACGAAUUUACUUUAAUUCUUUCGAAAUAAUAUUCAUUCUCUCCCAAAAAAUGCCACACUCAUAUGGGCAAUAAUGGCGGAUUGAUGACGUUUUCAAUGCAGUAGUCGAUUUGACAGUUUCUGUCAAUUGUCAUGUCAUAGUUGCUACAAGUGCGCCAUUUUGAUAUAUAAUAACUCAAAAGCUUUGGUUAUAAUUUUAUUUAUUUCUUUUUAUUUAGAUACAUCUAUUCACUUAUUUAGAUUUUAAUAUAAUCCUUGUAUUUUUUAAAUUUUAAUAAUGCGGGGUACAAAAGUGGACCUGAAAUGGACCAUCUCCUUUUGUCAGUAACAUUUUAGUGAUUAUACUGUUCAACCCUGUGAAACUAUAUGUAGUAGGGUGAUGGUAUACUCGUAUUUUAACUAAUGUUGGCUGAGAUUCAGAUUGCUAUUAUUGAACUCAUCAAAAUGUAGUUUUAAUCACUGGUGUAAUAAAAAUUGUUUAUACCCUUUUAAUUUACAUGAUCUGUUCUGCAGUCUUCUUUAUAUUAUAAUUGUAAGAUUUCCAGAAAAUUUAGAAAAUUUCUUCAUUUGACGAAUGUCUACUUGAUAUCCUUGUCUAUGAAAUUUCAACUGAGAUUAAGUAUUAUUAUUGCACAUUAUUAAUUAUUAGUAGUUACAUCAAUUUUGAUUAUUCGGUUUAUUGUAUAGACAAUGUAUUAAUCCGAAUUAUAUAUUGGGUACGUAUUUGAGUAAUCAUAAUUAUCAUGUAACUUUAGAAAUAGUUUAGAAUACAUCAUACAUUAUUAUUAAGGUUUUUUCCGAUGGUGUUUAUAAUCUAUAAUAAUAAAAAAAAACUUUGAAAAAAUAUGUAGCCGAUGUGUUUGUAAGUUCUAAAAACAUUUGCAUAUAGAUUUUUAUUGUGGUUGUACUAAUUAAGUAUUUAGUUUAAUUGUACGCCAUUUUUGGAGACGUCACCUUGUAUUCAGUCUUAGACGCCAUUUCCAUUGCUAAAAUUUCUAUAGUAAGACAGUUAAAAGAAGAUAAAUCAUUUAUUUCUGUGUUAUGUUAAUUAGUUAUAUCAAGCAGCCAACUUGUCUGAAUAAAUGUUUAUAGACUGAAAAAAUAUCUGAAUAUUAAUUGUAACGGUCCAAAUUGUCUUAGUGUAAUUAUUGACCUACAUGAAUAUAAGUCAUUGGAGGGAUAAUUUCAUUUCAUGUAUGAAUUUAAUAAAUGUACUUAAAGUUUA